Phyllostomus discolor (pale spear-nosed bat) is the source of this 1457-nucleotide messenger RNA. RefSeq names its product carbonic anhydrase 3. The record is from RefSeq and is a predicted model, not a curated record. Gene Ontology annotation, molecular function: carbonate dehydratase activity; zinc ion binding. Gene Ontology annotation, cellular component: cytoplasm. Lineage: Eukaryota; Metazoa; Chordata; Mammalia; Chiroptera; Phyllostomidae.
UAACCUAAUAAGGCCAUGAGGAUGUGGGGACCUGUAUAAAAGGCGUAGCUCGUGCAGGGACUCUUCGCAGAGCAGGCAGGAGCCACCCGGCGAGAGGACGACCAUGCCAAGGAGUGGGGCUACGCCAGCCACAAUGGUCCUGACCACUUGGCAUGAGCUUUACCCAAUUGCCAAGGAGACAACCAGUCGCCCAUCGAGCUGCAUACUAAGGACAUUAAGUACGACUCUUCUCUGCUGCCAUGGUCAGUUUCUUAUGACCCUGGCUCUUGUAAGACCAGCCCACAAUGGGAAGACCUGCAGAGUUGUGUUUGAUGAUUCUUUUGACGUUCAAUGCUGAGGGGUGGUCCUCUCAGUGGACCCUACCGGCUCCGCCAGUUCCACCUGCACUGGGGUUCCUCUGAUGAUCACGGCUCCGAGCACACUGUGGAUGGAGUCAAGUACGCAGCGGAGCUGCAUUUAGUUCACUGGAAUCCAAAGUACAACACGUUUGCAGAAGCUCUGAAGCAACCCGAUGGAACAGCCGUGGUUGGCAUUUUUCUGAAGAUAGGACGUGAGAAGGGCGAAUUUCAGCUGAUUCUUGAUGCACUGGAUAAAAUUAAAACAAAGGGCAAGGAGGCACCCUUCACAAACUUUGAUCCAUCAUGCCUGUUCCCUGUCUGUCGAGACUACUGGACCUAUCACGGCUCUUUCACCACACCACCCUGUGAGGAGUGUAUCGUGUGGCUAUUGCUCAAGGAGCCCAUAACUGUGAGCUCUGACCAGAUGGCCAAGCUGCGCAGCCUCCUGUCCAGUGCUGAGAAUGAGCCCCCGGUGCUGGUGGGGAACUGGCGCCCCCCACAACCCAUCAAGGGCAGGGUGGUGAGAGCCUCCUUCAAAUGAGCCCUCACAGGAAGGGAAACCUGCCCCAGAGAGCUUGGUUCCUGGCCUACUUUCGGUGCUCCUUACUCCAAGUGUAUUUCAGUUUCCAUAUUGAGCAAUGAAUGAAAGAGAUGCAAUCACCAAAAAACCAAAGUUACUGAUGACAGGGUCAAAUAAGAAAACAUUUGGCAUUUGUAAUAAUCACCUUUCCUAUAAAGGUAGCAUUCACAGUAAGGUUUCAAAGAAGAUGAAACAGAGAUAGAAAAGUAAAGAUACAGAAAAAGGGCUAUUGGACACCAUUUUUCUUUCAUCACAAAUUUCAUAAAACUUCAGUUUCACUAUUUUCAUAUUGUGCAUUGUCGAUAUUAAUGAAAUAGUGAAUAAUGCUAUAUGUAGGUAUAGAGGUGUAUGGAUGUCAUAGGACAAUUAACCAUAAGCAAAGACAAAAUGAUUAUGGACACCAAGGGUUGAGAUGACAAUAUGUUUUAACACUUAAAUAAAACCAACAAGAGGUCCAUGUUGUAUUAAAAUUCUAGCUCCUGUAAAGAUGACCUGGUUUUGAUUAUCAGUGAAAGGAAAAUACAUUUGACCAGGGUUUU